This is a messenger RNA of Radiomyces spectabilis, 1137 nucleotides long. Its product is annotated as kinase-like domain-containing protein. NCBI's taxonomy places the organism in Eukaryota, Fungi, Mucoromycota, Mucoromycetes, Mucorales, Radiomycetaceae. The record is from RefSeq and is a predicted model, not a curated record. The transcript has 8 exons. Gene Ontology annotation, biological process: peptidyl-threonine phosphorylation; peptidyl-serine phosphorylation. Bases 1 to 1137 code for a protein of 378 amino acids. Gene Ontology annotation, molecular function: ATP binding; protein serine/threonine kinase activity; protein serine/threonine/tyrosine kinase activity.
AUGAGGGAUCUUUCUGUAGCGGCUUUGAAAUUGUAUCAUUCGACACUAACGCCAUAUGAGAAAUCCGAAGUGCUGGAGUACUCCAAGGUGUACUUUGUGGGCAACCAUGCUCAAAAACGUCAAGCGACCUUGGAACAAACGACGUGUAAUCAUGGUUAUGACGAUGAUCGUGGAGACUAUCAAGUGGUGCUGCGCGACCAUUUGGCGUAUCGUUACGAAGUCUUGGAUGGUCUGGGCAAAGGAUCGUUUGGCCAAGUGCUGAAAUGUUUUGAUCACAAAUCGGGGCAAACGGUGGCAGUGAAACUCAUUAGGAAUAAGAAGAGGUUUCAUGCCCAAGCCUUGGUAGAAGUGAAAAUCUUGGAAGAUCUGGUGAAAUGGGAUCCUGAAGACAAACAUAACAAUGUCCGCAUGACCGAACAUUUUUAUUUCCGCAAUCACUUGUGCAUUGCAUUUGAAUGUUUAAGCAUCAAUUUAUACGAUUUUAUCAAGACCAACAAUUUUCAAGGAUUUAGCAUGGGCUUGAUCCGAAGGUUUACGGUUCAAAUUCUCAACUCUUUGACACUACUCUAUAAGCAUAAAUUAAUCCAUUGUGAUCUGAAACCAGAGAAUAUUUUGCUCAAACAUCCUUCGAAAAGUACGAUCAAAGUCAUUGAUUUUGGUAGUUCAUGUUUGGAAACCGAAAAAGUAUAUACUUACAUUCAAAGUCGAUUUUAUCGGUCUCCCGAAAUCAUCUUGGGAAUGAAUUACAGUAUGGCGAUUGAUAUGUGGAGUGUUGGGUGCAUUUUGGCGGAACUUUACACCGGCUAUCCGCUGUUUCCUGGUGAGAAUGAACAAGAACAGUUAGCUUGCAUUAUGGAGAUUCUUGGUGUUCCUCAAAAACAUUUGGUCGAGAAAAGCACACGACGUAAAUUAUUUUUUGAUUCUCUUGGAAAUCCUCGUAUCAUGCCGAACUCAAAAGGAAGAAAGCGACGACCCGGGACCAAAACGCUGGAACAGGCUCUUAAAAGCACCGAUGCCAACUUUAUUGACUUCAUUUCAAAAUGUUUACGGUGGGACCCCGAUCUCCGUAUGAAACCCGAUGAAGCUUUCAGACAUCCCUGGAUAGCCCGAUCCGCUUCCUCUUCGAGGCGAUCAUAG